UGCAGAGCAGACAGUAGUAUGGCCCGGGUUGCUCCUAUAAUCUAUUUGCACAUCACACUUGUGAUUCUGGAAAUGAGACAUGCCACUGAGAUGGAUAGCAGCAUGCUGGGAGCUACAGCUCAAGGUACCGCCAUCAUCGGAGGAAUCUUUUCUAUUCAUGAAGAUGUUGAAAAAGACAACAACUCCUUUGCACCCCACCUACAGCCGUGCGUCAGGUUUCAAGAAAGUGGCCUGGUGAAUGUGCUGGCUAUGAUCAACGCUAUAGAAACCAUAAAUAAAUCCCCACUGCUGGCUGAUGUUAACGUCACUCUGGGCUACCACAUCCUGGACUCCUGCUCCGAUGUUAGCAGAGCUCUGAGAGCCACAGCAGGCUUCAUCGAGCACACCGACUGCCACACCGGGAACAACAGUUGUGACCACCCAGUCUUGGCUGUGGUAGGGGCCACUCACUCUGAAAUAUCUAUCGCCAUCGCCAGGCAACUGACCCUCAAGAAGAUCCCUCAAAUCAGUUAUUCAUCAACCGCUGUCAUUCUGAGUGAUAAGAGCCGUUUCCCUGCCUUCAUGAGGACCAUUCCUAAUGACAGAUAUCAGACUGCUGCCAUGGCCAGUCUGCUCAGCACCUACGGCUGGAACUGGGUUGGAAUAGUUAUCACCGAUGGAGAUUACGGCCAAUCGGCUCUUGCCCAAUUUGUGUCCCAGGCUUCUCAAAUGGGGAUCUGUGUGGCCUUCAAAUCAAUCCUACCUCGCUCAGCAAACAGUCAGGAUGUCAGGUCUGCAAUCAUAAGGACUGCCACAACCAUCUAUAAGAAUCCUAAAGUACAGGUGAUCGUGUCAUUUUCCAAAGCGACUCACAUGAUGCUCCUUUACCAGGAGCUUAGGGAUCAGAUGCUGACAGCAGGACAGAACAAGAAGUCAAUGAGAAGAGUCUGGGUGGCCAGUGACAGCUGGUCUUCCUCCAGUUCUGUGAAAGGAAACAUAACUCUGGAGGACAUUGGACACAUUGUGGGCUUCACCUUCAAAAAGGGAGACCUGUCGUCAUUUAAUCAGUACCUGAGCAGACUGGAGGCAGCUGGACAUAACUACAUAGGGAAUAACAUCUUUAUGCAGGAGUUCUACACGCAGCUAAAUGCUAGUAAAGGUUAUGGAGACACUGAGCUGGUGUCUAAAGCUGUGAACACCAUUAGAGAACACAAUCAUGCCGACACUAUCCUCAGUGUUGAGAUGGCUGUGAGCGCCAUCGCUCAGGCUGUGGUGUCUAUCUGCAGGAGCAGAGACUGCAAAACCCCAGGCACAAUGCAACCCUGGGAGGUGCUUAGAGCUCUGUGGAUGCAGCCGUUCAAACUUGGAGAAAAGAGCUAUAAGUUUGACAGCAAUGGAGACAUAAACCUGGGCUAUGAUGUGACAAUGUGGAGGUCAGAUGGAGGGAACAUCCAUGUCAAUGAUGUUGUAGCUGAGUAUAACCCACAUAACAACAACCUCACCAUCACCAACCACAGCACCACCCAAAAGCUUCAGGAGCUGAAGCACAUCAUCUCAAAAUGCUCCAAUAGCUGCGUCCCUGGAGAGUUCAAGAAAAUAGCUGAGGGUCAGCACACUUGUUGUUAUGAGUGCAUCAACUGCACUGCAAACUACUACACUAAUAACACAGAUAUGGACCAGUGUCUGAGCUGUGACAAAAACACAGAAUAUUCUCAUGAGGGCAGCUCCAGCUGCACCCCCAAAGACCUGCUCUUCUUCUCCUGGCAGGACAGCUUUGCGGUGGUGCUCCUGACCUUCUCUGCCCUGGGAAUCCUCCUGGCUCUGCUGGUGUCCGCUCUGUUUCUACAUCAGCGUGACACUCCUGUUGUGAAGGCUGCUGGAGGGCCACUGAGCCAGGUCAUCCUGUUCUCUCUGGUCAUCAGUAACAUUAGUGCCAUGCUGUUUGUAGGUCAGCCCAACAGUUUACAGUGUAAGGCUCGACAGGUGCUGUUUGGCAUCAGCUUCACUCUGUGUGUCUCCUGCAUCCUGGUCAAGACCCUGAAGAUUCUGCUUGCCUUCCACUUCAACCCUGAGAUGCAGGAUGUUCUGCGGAGGCUUUACCAGCCUUACGUCAUCGUCAGCAUCUGUGUGGCCUUACAAGCAGCUACCUGCAUCUGCUGGCUGGUCCUCAAAAGCCCAUUUAAUUACAUCAUCUGGUAUCCAACAACUCUGCUGGAGGAAUGUGAUGAGGGCUCAUAUUCAGCCUUCGGGGUGAUGUUGGGCUACAUAGCUGUCCUGGCAUUAGUGUGUUUCAUCUGCGCCUUCAAAGGACGCAAACUGCCCCACCGGUACAACGAGGCAAAGUUCAUCACCUUCAGCAUGCUGCUCUACCUAAUCUCCUGGCUGCUCUUUGUUCCUGUCUACAUAAACACUCCAGGAGUCUACCUGCCAGCUGUGGAGAUGGUAGUCAUUCUCAUCUCCAACUACGGCAUCCUUUGCUGUCAUUUCAUCCCAAAGUGCUAUAUAAUACUUUUAAAAAAGGAACAAAACACAAAGACUGCUUUCAUGAAGAAUCUGUAUGAAUAUUCCAGCAAAACCACAGAUUCCAUCUCUGUGUCUGUGGUGACGAACGGGACUGCCUUUAAAAGUUUGUACAGAGGUUCACACUGCCUCCGAAGAAGCAACAGCAUAUGAACUAUCAAAAAGUGUUCAUUUAUAUUAAAUUGUACAUUUUGCACAUUUAUAUUAUAAAGAUUAUAUAUUUACAAGAUCUGAGCUUUUGCUUCUGUGUUUUCAGAAGUAAGAAGUCAGACUUAUUUUCUGCUAAUGUUUUCAAAUUUAGAGAGUCAUUGCAGCACGAGCCAGAAACCAGAGAAGCUGGAUUCUUAAUCCUCUAAUUUGUGUAUUUCAGCAAAGAACAUGUAAUAUCAUUCCCAGUGGCUUUGACAGAUUUCACAACAGAGGUCUUGGAGAACCCAAGCAUUAUGAAAAUAACCAUUAAAAAGCCAUGAGAUAGUCUUUGACGUUACUGGGUUAGCCUGUCACAGUGUCUUAUUCUAGCUGUCUUAUUUUCCUAUGACCGGACAUCAGCCAGAAGCAGGCUGGGUAGUUGAAUAGUCUUAGGUCCUAGCCGGGUUAGCUUAGCUCCCAUCUCGGCUCUCCUCCUGGGGUGGUCACUUUGCCGCGGUGGCGGGAAGCGACAUGGAUAAGGAUGCGGUAGGAAGGAGAAUGGAUGAUUGGAAGGGAAAGAGAGGGUGGGUCGAGAAUUCUGAGACGAACGAGGCCGGAUGUGUUGAGUAUAAGUAUACUUGACGGGUAAUUAGAGGUGUGGUUGAGGCAUUGCCCCGUUCCUGAACAUAAGUUAACCAAUGACCUUAAUUUCUUAUGACAAACGGGUACAUAUACAUGUAUAUUCCUAUUCCUAUGUAUUACCUUUGUGCACAGCAAAUGAGUGAAAUAACAUAAAAUCAAUGCAGGUCAUCUUUCCUGUAUCAAACUCAACAUGUUUAAGCAAAACAUCCUAUUAAUAAAACAUACUUAAACAUCAA
Cottoperca gobio is the source of this 3506-nucleotide messenger RNA. It is a transcript of the gene gprc6a, whose product is annotated as G protein-coupled receptor, class C, group 6, member A. The transcript has 6 exons. Gene Ontology annotation, biological process: G protein-coupled receptor signaling pathway. The record is from RefSeq and is a predicted model, not a curated record. Lineage: Eukaryota; Metazoa; Chordata; Actinopteri; Perciformes; Bovichtidae. The coding region runs from base 19 to 2652 and encodes 877 amino acids. Gene Ontology annotation, molecular function: G protein-coupled receptor activity. Gene Ontology annotation, cellular component: plasma membrane.